AUGACAGAUAUUGAUAGUACUGUAUGCCCUGGCGAGGCCCGGCUGUUGCUACGCCGAAACGGCACCGCAGAGGCUAUGCAAAGGUUUAAUUUAAAUGAAUUUGAAAAAGUAAAGAAUUUUAUUAAAACGCUUUCAUUUGCACCACUUCAUCACAAAACAUUCUUUGUUCCAUCAGUGGCAGAAUUAUAUGAUGAUGAUGAUGAAUCCUACAAUACCGAUGCGGUUAACAAGAGUAAUGGGCCUACUGAUGUUGCAUGGCUCGAUAUUGAAACGGAUAACGAAGCCGAUCUUAACAAGGUUCUCUCUUUUUUUCCUCUUCAUUCGUCUACGAAACAAGACGUAAGGGAGAGAAAAAAUAGUACUGAACGUGCUGAGAUAUUUCCAUCUUGUGGAUAUGUUUGUAUUAAUAUUGCUGCCAAACAGGAUAGUACAAAUGUCAUAGGUCUUGAGGAAGACGAAACUGUGAUGGUUUCUAUAAUCGCUUUUGAUCAAUUUUUACUUACAAUUCACCGUAAACCAUUUAAAGGAAAGGAAGAGCUCAUGGCACAGAUGGAAUCAUUAUUAUCUUCUUCAACCUCAGAUUCAGAACCUGUUUCCGUUUUUGUAUGUUCCCUCAUUAGCAGUUUUGUGAAGGAGUAUCAGAAGGAACCAUCAUCCAUACUUGUUGAUGUCGAUAGCGUGAAUGAGUUGGUACUUCAAAUUCAACCUUCACGCUGCGAUCAGAUGGAUUUGUUGCGACGCAUUGAGGCUCUGCGCCACAGACUCUCUUAUUUACAAGCCGCUUUUUUGGCUAAAGAGUCAUUACUACAACAACUUAUACUUCCAGUGAUGAGACGUAUUUUUAUUGCGGCUGAACCCAGUGUUGUUGGUCGUUAUCAGAGAUUACUCUCUGGACUGUUGCUUUCUAUUGAACGUUUACGCAAAGGCCGUGAUGUGCUCAAUCUUUCCAGCAUGAGUCUUGUUGGUGGUGUCUCCAUGCGGUUACUGCAGCAUUGCCAUUGGAUGGAUUUUCUCAAUAAUGUGAUGACGCAGAUGUCGUUAGUGACGAUGCCCAUUUGCAUCAUUCCCGGUCUCUUCACGAUGAAUGUGCGGGUGCCGUUUGAGGAGAGUGAAGGUCUAACGGCAUUUCUCGGCAUCGCCGCCGUGACGGCCCUCAUCUUCGCUGCGGGAAUGGCCUAUCCAACCUAUGUGUACUUCCGGUAUAAGCCGCCGGGCGCUCUCGUGCCGCCUUCACUCUCGUAG
This is a messenger RNA of Trypanosoma theileri, 1242 nucleotides long. RefSeq names its product putative zinc transporter. Gene Ontology annotation, cellular component: membrane. The transcript has a single exon. Bases 1 to 1242 code for a protein of 413 amino acids. Gene Ontology annotation, molecular function: magnesium ion transmembrane transporter activity. Gene Ontology annotation, biological process: magnesium ion transmembrane transport. Lineage: Eukaryota; Euglenozoa; Kinetoplastea; Trypanosomatida; Trypanosomatidae. The record is from RefSeq and is a predicted model, not a curated record.